Malania oleifera is the source of this 1867-nucleotide messenger RNA. RefSeq names its product cytochrome P450 736A117-like. NCBI's taxonomy places the organism in Eukaryota, Viridiplantae, Streptophyta, Magnoliopsida, Santalales, Ximeniaceae. The record is from RefSeq and is a predicted model, not a curated record. The transcript has 2 exons. Gene Ontology annotation, molecular function: iron ion binding; heme binding; monooxygenase activity. Bases 64 to 1638 code for a protein of 524 amino acids.
AGUAUAAAUUCACGCACAAUGGAAUGAAGCGUAAGCUAGGAAUGCCCUACUGAGAAAUUGGUCAUGGAAGCGCAUAACCUCCAUUCGGCUAUCUUCCACCCCUUUUCCCUAUUAUUUCCCAUUCUCCUCUUCUUUCUCCUCAAAUGGCUCGUCUUCACCAACCGAACAUCGACAAAAAGACUCCCACCCUCACCACCAAAGCUCCCAAUUAUGGGAAACCUCCACCAGCUCGGCGAACACCCACACCGUACUCUUCGAGCCUUGGCUCAACAUCACGGUCCACUCAUGCUACUCCACUUUGGUUUGAGGCCAACUCUCAUUGUCUCAUCCGCCAAUGCAGCCUCCGAGAUUCUUAAAGCCCAUGAUACUACCUUUGCAAAUCGACCUUCCUUGAGUAUCCCGAUGAGACUCUUUUAUAACUAUAAGGAUGUUGCCGCUGCCCCUUAUGGGUCAUAUUGGCGGCAGAUGAAGAGCAUAUGCAUCACACAACUUUUAAGUUCGACUCGAGUGCAAUCAUUUAGAGCCAUCAGGGAAGAAGAGAUGACUUUAAUGAUGAAAAAAAUUAAAGAAUAUUCUCAUGAUAUAUUUGACAAUAGACAGUUGGAGCCUUCAUGCUCUCAAAAGCAGUAUAAUUAUUCCUCUGAUUUUGUGAAUUUAAGUGAACUUUUCACGUCACUCACAAGUGGAGUGAUUUGUAGGGUGGCUUUUGGGAGAAAGUACGAAGAAGGGGAGGGAGGGGGGAGGUUUAGGAAGCUAUUAGAGGACAUGGGAGUCAUAGUGGGUGCUUUUGAUGUGGGGGAUUUCAUUCCGUGGCUUGGGUGGGUGAGCUAUGUGAAUGGUUUGAAGUGGAAAGUGGAGAAAUUGUUUAGAAAGAUUGAUGUUUUUCUCGAUAAGAUACUUGAUGAUCAUAUGACUAGUGGAAAUAAAGAUCAAAUAGAUUUUGUGGAUGUUUUGCUUGAAAUUCAAAAGAGUAGCACUGAUGGUGAGCAUUUCAUAGGUCGAGAUAACAUAAAGGCUAUGAUCCUCGACAUGUUUGCUGCUGGUGCUGAUACUACUGCAAUAGUUCUAGAAUGGGCUAUGACUGAGCUACUAAGGCACCCUCAAGUGAUGAAAAAGGUACAAAAAGAAAUUAGAGAGAUUGCUGAAAGUAAACCACAUAUAACCGAAGAUGAUACAAAGGAAAUGCAUUAUUUGAAAGCAGUGAUCAAGGAGACCUUGAGGCUAUAUCCUCCACUCCCACUACUUCUUCCUCGAGAGUCCACUAAGGAUAUUCAAGUACAAGGCUAUGAUGUUUUGGCCAAAACACGAGUAUUUAUCAAUGCUUGGGCAAUUGGGAGGGACCCUAAAUCAUGGGAAGAAGCUGAGGAAUUUAGGCCAGAACGGUUCUUGAACAAUCCUAUAGAUUUUAGAGGACAUGAUUUUCAACUAAUUCCAUUGGGAGCUGGAAGAAGGGGGUGCCCUGGAGGUACGUUUGCCAUUGCCAUUAUUGAGCUCGUGUUAGCUAAUCUUUUGCACAGGUUUGAUUGGGCAUUGCCUAAAAAAUCAAGCGAUGAGGAUUUUGAUUUAACCGAAUGUACUGGAUUAAACAUUCGUCGAAAAAUUCCCCUUGUUGUUUCUGCUAAGGACCAUUAUUUGUAAUGCAUGGACCAUGCCUAACUUGUUAAAUAUUGUAUCUUUUUUUUUUUUUUUUUGGCAUUUUUUAUAUGAAGAAUAGAUAGUCAUAUUAAAAGUUUCAAAUUCAAAUCUUGAGAAGCAGAUGUAGGGAAUGUCCUAUCUUAUAAUGUAACCUAGAUCUAUGUUUUCCCAAUAUAAUAGAAAAGUGUAAAAUAAAAAAAAAUCUAGUUAGUAAUUACACAAGUUUUCAUCA